ACCCACUCGCCCACUCACCCACUCCCAACCUACCACUCAUCUGAUCUCGCACUGACGCGACUGCUUCCUCACAGCUCAAUUCCAUCACCUCACACAGCAACCUUUCGAAGGAAUAAAUAAAUAAAUACUCUUCAUUCAAUCAAUCAUCACCACUCCCACACCUCACCGCAACCAUGCCCAAGGAGACCAAGACCAAGCGCGCCUCCAAGCCCAGAGGCGAGAAGAAGAAGAAGGACCCAAACGCGCCUAAGCGUGGUCUCUCCGCCUACAUGUUCUUCGCCCAGGAGCAGCGCGACAACGUGCGCGAGGAGAAUCCCGGAAUCUCUUUCGGCCAAGUCGGCAAGGUCCUCGGCGAGCGCUGGAAGGCCCUCAACGACAAGCAGCGCACCCCUUACGAGACCAAGGCGCAGGAGGACAAGAAGCGCUACGAGGACGAGAAGGCUUCCUACAAUGUAAGUGCCGAGAAGCCGGUCGGCGUCCGCAAACGUCCCAGCCGCACUGAUUGA
Messenger RNA from Pseudogymnoascus destructans, 506 nucleotides. RefSeq names its product Non-histone chromosomal protein 6 (gene NHP6). The transcript is spliced from 4 exons. Bases 174 to 506 code for a protein of 110 amino acids. The record is from RefSeq and is a predicted model, not a curated record. NCBI's taxonomy places the organism in Eukaryota, Fungi, Ascomycota, Leotiomycetes, Thelebolales, Thelebolaceae.